AUGGCUUCCAUGGGUGCCCCGGGAAAUAGAAAUCCAUUGGAUGUUGUGAACAAUGCUCCUUAUUGUUUAAAAAUUCAUGGGCAAUAUCAUCAUUUGACCUCGACGGCAAUGUGCCCAGCGGAUGGGCAAGCUCCGCGAUUUGCACAACUUUACUUUUUAGAUACAGAAGAAGCUGUGAAUCAUAGAAUGAAUAACAAAGCUAAUCAAGAAUGUGAUCCAGAAAUAAUGAAAGAUUUGUCAUGUUUUAUGGUUCAAUGUAAUGAAUUUGCAAAAACUUUUAAGAUGAUGCGUCAAGUUGAAAAAGAUCUGAAUCCAAUAGGCAAUAAAACAAUAAAUUUAAUGUUGUCAUUUAGAAAAGAUCCUCAACAUGAUCAAAGAAGAUACAAUGCUCCACAAGCUAAUAAAAUAGCUGUGGUCUUUCAGAAUGUAGAUGGUAAACCUCCAUUUGAAAGAGACAUUAGGAUUUAUAAUAAAAAUUCGAACGAUGUACAACAAAUAUCAAUUUUGGACAAAAGAUGUGAUCCAAUGUGUUAUCCAUUGUUAUAUCCAUAUGGUAACGAUGGAUGGCAUUCAGAACUUAAAUCAAAUAAUCCUAAAUAUCCAGGAUUUAAGAUAAGUCAAAUGGAUUAUUAUGCUCAUCUGCUGGCACGAAGAGUCGAAUUUAGCCAAUUUAAAAGGGCAGGAAAAUUGAGAUGUCAAUUUAUACUUGAUGCAUAUAUGAAAACUGAAGUCAAUAGACUUAAUUAUAUUAAAUUGAAUCAACCUCAAUUAAGAGCUGAACUUUAUUCCGGAUUAAUGGAUCAUCUUGAUAAUCGAGCACAAAAUGAAGGAAUUACAGUUGGUAUACCUGUAAUAUUACCAUCUUCAUUUAUGGGCAGUCCAAGGAACAUGCAAGAAAGAUACCAAGAUGCUAUGUCUUUGGUCAGAAAGUUUGGUAAACCAGACAUUUUUCUUACCAUGACUUGCAAUCCUCAAUGUCCAGAAAUUAAGAAUAACCUUGAUGGAUGUCUAAUAGAGUUUCGACCUGAUUUAGUUGCUAAAACAUUUAACUUGGAUGUUAAAGAAGUUUUAAAGGAUUUAAUCCAAAAUAAAAUUUUUGGAAAUAUUAUAGCUUAUGCAGGCGUGAUUGAGUUUCAAAAAAGAGGGCUUCCACAUUUGCAUUUACUUGCAAUGUUAAGUGAUGAAGAUAAGCCACGACUUCAAGAAGUCAUUGACAUGAUGGUAUGGGCUGAAAUCCCUAACGAAGAAAGAUAUCCAGAACUUAAUAAAAAAGUUUUGAAACAUAUGAUUCACGGUCCAUGUGGAGAUCCCUCAAUGAGAUAUCCUUGCACUGGGGAAGAUGGAAAAUGUUUAAAAGGUUUUCCAAAAGAAUUUUUUGAAGAAAUUAAUGCUAAUGAUUUGACUGUGCUGCAAUUGAAGUACAAGCACGAGAUGGCACAAGAUUCAUUAGAAUAA
Messenger RNA from Temnothorax curvispinosus, 1455 nucleotides. RefSeq lists its product as uncharacterized. The record is from RefSeq and is a predicted model, not a curated record. Bases 1 to 1455 code for a protein of 484 amino acids. The transcript is spliced from 2 exons. Lineage: Eukaryota; Metazoa; Arthropoda; Insecta; Hymenoptera; Formicidae.